Messenger RNA from Trichoderma virens Gv29-8, 1398 nucleotides. RefSeq lists its product as uncharacterized. The record is from RefSeq and is a predicted model, not a curated record. Lineage: Eukaryota; Fungi; Ascomycota; Sordariomycetes; Hypocreales; Hypocreaceae. Gene Ontology annotation, cellular component: cytoplasm; mitochondrion. Bases 1 to 1398 code for a protein of 465 amino acids. The transcript has 4 exons. Gene Ontology annotation, molecular function: acetyltransferase activity; lipoic acid binding.
AUGUGGAAAUUAGCCAUUGCAAAGUCUAUAACGCAGCAGAUUGGCGCCAUCAGAUGCAGGACGCAACAUUACAAAUGCCUCUCCAAGUUGCAAGGAUUUCACACCACACAUUUUCGUCCUGCUGUUGUGCCGUAUCUUCUCGCCGAUAUCGGGGAAGGUAUUACGGAAUGUCAGAUCAUGAGCUGGGCGGUAAAGCCUGGUGACCAUGUGAAUCAAUUCGAUGCGAUCUGCGAAGUUCAAUCUGACAAAGCUUCCGUCGAGAUUACUUCCCGAUACGAGGGCAUAAUAAAACAGCUUCACUACAACGUUGACGAUUUGGCAGCCGUCGGUUCACCUCUUGUAGAUAUCGAGAUUGAAGAUGAGAUUUCGCCCUUGAGAGCUGAUGAAGAAGCCCUUGGAACACUCCAAGGUACCGAAAAUGUCUCGAUUGAUGGAGCUGUAGAGAAGCUGGUCGAUACUAUCAAGGUCUCGGCACCUACCACCGCCAACACCCAUUUUGCCACACCCGCUGUCAGACGACUUCUCAAGGAAAGCAACAUUGAAAUUUCACAAGUCCAAGGAACAGGUAAGGAUGGGCGUGUCUUGAAAGAAGACGUCCAUCGGCACAUCAUGCAACUCUCAAAUCAGCCUGAGCAACAGAGUGACCCAAAACUAGGUGACGAGACUGUUGCCUUAAGUCCCGUCCAAACCAAGAUGUUUCAGUCAAUGACUGGCUCACUUUCUAUCCCUCACUUUCUAUACACUCACAGAGUAAACUUCUCGCCUUUAACUCUCCUAAGGAAACGCGCGGUUGAUCAGAAGAUGUUGGGAAGCUUGGAAACGACGCACCCUGAAAAACUUACUGCCUUACCUAUCAUCUUGAAGGCCGUCUCCGAAGCUCUCAAAAGAUAUCCGAUCAUGAAUUCAAAUCUCGCUAUUGAGAACAUUUCUUCUCGUCCGUCCCUCGUCCUAAAGUCCGCUCACAACAUUGGCGUUGGCAUGGAUACACCAUCCGGUUUGCUCGUCCCGGUCGUCCGCAACGUGCAGAAUCAUUCAGUCUUAUCUCUUAGUAAGGAGCUUGCUCGUCUGUCGACACUUGCCAAGGAAGGCAAGCUCAGCCCAAAGGACCUGUCUGGGGCAACCAUUGUCGUUAGCAAUAUUGGGAGCAUUGGUGGAGAGGUUGUCGCGCCUGUCAUUCUUCCUCCUGCGGUAGCGAUUCUUGGCAUUGGAAGGUCCCGUCAGGUGCCAGUAUUUCAGACCAAUAAGGACGGAACAGAGACUAUCACGAAACAAGAAGAGGCGAUCCUGAGCUGGAGUGCUGAUCACCGUGUUCUGGACGGGGCAACCGUAGCAAGAUGUGCACAGAUGGUUGGGUCCCUGCUAGAGAACCCCGAAUUGAUGAGCUUGAUAUGUCAUUAG